AUGGCACCUCCAGAGAAGCUCGGGGUGACCCACACUGCCGUCGUUACACCAGGCUCUCAUAUCGAAAAUCAUCGAAAGAAGUCCCUUGACGAAGCCUUCGACUUCAUUCGCACGCAUGAGGCGACCGUGGUGUACGAUGAGGCUGCUCUCAAACGCCUGCGACGCAAAAUAGACUGGAAGGUCGUUCCUUUCCUGUACCUGAUCUUCGGCAUACAAUACUUGGACAAAUAUCUCAUGAACUACGCGAUCAUCAUGGGUCUAGCCAAAGACUUGAAGCUGGAAGGACAAGAUCUCAACAACUGCAUAUCAGCGCUUUGGAUUUCGUACCUCAUCGCUGAGGCUCCCAUAAGCGUCAUUUUGAACAAAUGCCCGGUCGCGAAAUGGCUCGGUGCAAACGUAAUCGUUUGGGGAUUCCUAGUUACUUGCACAGCCGCUGUGAACAAUUACGCUGGCAUGCUGGCCCUUCGAAUUCUUCUCGGAAUUGCCGAUGCGUCUCUACCGCCAAGUCUGAUGAUCAUCAGCAGUCAAUACUAUCGAAAGGACGAACAAGCCACCAGAUUCGCAUGGUAAGAUCAUUGAACGACUUGACUACAUUUGAACGUCUACUUACCGAUGUCUCUGCAGGUGGUUCAGCGCCAUAGGACUUGGACAUAUUCUGGGUGGACUAAUCUCUUUCGGAUUUCAGCACGUUGUUCACGCGGCACUGGCAUCGUGGCGUAUCAUGUACAUUGUGCUCGGAUGCAUCAGUAUUGUCAUCGGCAUAACAUCUUUGAUCUAUCUGCCGGACACUCCAAUGACGGCGUGGUUCCUCACCGAUGAUGAGAAGGCUGCUAUACUCCGCCACGUUGCAGUCAACGAGACCGGAGUUCACAAUUCAAAAUUCGAGCCAAAGCAACUGGUCUCCCUUGUCGCUGACCCUCAAGUGUGGCUGCUGGCUUUCUGUUGCAUUUGCGCCUCCGCGGGCCAUGGUAUCAUCGGUAAUUACUCAACGACGCUCAUCAAAAGUUUCGGGUACGACUCAAAACAAGCUGCUCUCCUCAAUACCCCUGGUGGAGCCGUCGGGAUUGUCUCUAUUUUUGCUGUGGCCUUUCUGAUUCGAUACAACAAGAUCCAACGCUGGGCUGGUAUCACAGCGUGUAAAGCCGUAUCCGUGAUUGGAUCGGGCCUGCUCGCUUUUGCGAAACCCAAGGGCGCCAGACUUGCUGGAAUUUGGAUCUAUUCUUUCGCUCUGCCAGCUGCGGGUAUUGUAUACCAAUUGACUGUUGCCAAUGUUGCCGGGCACACAAAGCGCUCUGGAGCUGUUGCUACCAUGAGCGGUGCCACCGCUAUUGGACAUAUCAUCGCUCCCUACGCGGUACAGAAGAAAGACGCACCGGAGUACAGGACCGCACGGAUCGUCAUCCUGGGAACGCAAGCAGGCUCUGCAAUCUCGAUUUGUUUACUGGCAUUGUACUAUCUAUGGCAGAACAGACGGCGCGACCGCAAAUAUGGCAAGCCAUUGUUGAAUGAUACGGACAGUGAGACGGUCGCAGAACACGACGAGACGUGGACGAACCUGACGGAUGGCGAGAGGAAGACUUUCAGAUACGUUUACUGA
Molecule: messenger RNA, 1597 nt
Organism: Lecanosticta acicola
Lineage: Eukaryota; Fungi; Ascomycota; Dothideomycetes; Mycosphaerellales; Mycosphaerellaceae
Source: the annotation of a GenBank genome assembly